This is a messenger RNA of Strigops habroptila (Kakapo), 5344 nucleotides long. It is a transcript of the gene C7, whose product is annotated as complement C7. Gene Ontology annotation, biological process: immune response. Lineage: Eukaryota; Metazoa; Chordata; Aves; Psittaciformes; Psittacidae. The record is from RefSeq and is a predicted model, not a curated record. The coding region runs from base 344 to 2917 and encodes 857 amino acids. Gene Ontology annotation, molecular function: protein binding. The transcript is spliced from 19 exons. Gene Ontology annotation, cellular component: membrane attack complex.
GAAACUGUGAGAGAGAAGAUAAGGAAAAGAUUAUUGUUCUUCCAGUAAGUGCUCUUCACAACUUUGUGCCAGCCCCAGUCAGUACAUUCAGGCCUUGAUUUAUAUGUCUUAAAAACCCUGAGCAACUCUCAAAGCAGGCUGUGUCCCUGGAGAGGACUAGAUGGGUUAAGAUUAAAAGUCCUUGGCAAUAUUCAGCCUUUUUAGGGAAAGAAGAGCAGAAAAGCAAGGCAGAGUGAGAAAAGACAUACAGUAGCAGACAGACUGACUGACUCCUUUGGCUGCUGAAUUGAGUGGAAGUGCAUUUUCCCCGGUAAUUGCUGGAUAUCCAAGUAUUUCAUCUAACAUGAAGGUGCUGGGAAUUUUUCUGUUGCUGGAAGUUUCAGGCUUCUUUUCCACUUUUUCCAGCCCUUCCCCUCCAGUCCACUGCCACUGGAAUUCUUUUGGCCCUUGGUCUGAGUGCAAUGGCUGUACUCAAAAACAGAUUCGGAGGCGGACAGUAGCAGUUUAUGGCCAGUAUGGGGGAGCCCCCUGCUCUGGGGAUGCCUUUGAAACAAGACCAUGCACAGCCACAAGGGGAUGCCCAACAGAGGAUGGCUGUGGUGAUCGUUUCAGGUGUCACUCGGGUCAGUGCAUUAGCAGAUCUCUUUUAUGCAAUGGAGAUCAGGAUUGUGAGGAAGAUAGUGCAGAUGAAGAUCGAUGUGAAGAGAAGAAGACUGUAUGUGAUAUUGAUAAAACCCCUCCGAAUUCAGAACUUACAGGAACAGGUUUUGAUGCCAUUACUGGUGAGACUAGGGGAAGAGUCAUUCAUACAAAAAGCUUUGGAGGACAGUGCAGAAAGGUCUUCAGUGGUGAUAGGAGAGAUUACUACAGACUGAGUGAAAGCGUUCUUGCUUAUACUUUUCAGGUUAAAAUUCAGAAUGAUUUCAGUUACGAGUUUUUCAACAGCAGCUGGUCUUAUAUGAAACACACAGAGAGGUAUGAAAAAUCAAACCGUGGGCACAGUUAUUCACAGAAUAAAAUUCUACAACACAGCCAAAAGAGUAAGCAGCUGAUGGUUGUUGAGAACAGUGUGGAAGUUGCUCAGUUUAUUAACAACCGCCCAGAAUUUCUUACUCUUGCGGAGCCCUUCUGGAGGGAGCUUGCCAACCUUCCAGUCAUCUAUGAGUACAAUGUCUACCGAAGACUUAUUGAACAUUUUGGGACUCAUUUCUUACACUCUGGAUCUCUAGGAGGACAUUACAAAGUUAUUUUUUAUAUGGAUACUGACAAAAUGAAAGCAGAAGGUAUGAGCAUAACAGACAUGUAUGACUGCACCACAUCAGGCUGGAAUGCAUUCAUUGUGAAAAAUAAGAAAGUAAAGUGCUCCAAACUGGAUGAACUGCUACAGACUUCUUCAGGAAGCAGUGGUAAUAAGAUUAAAGGAGACCCCUACAUAGAAGGAGGAAGCCCAGGUGCUGUUGCUGGCCUUAGUUAUCUAGAGCUGAAUGAUCCUGCUGGCAAUAGUCAGAGAUACUCCUUUUGGGCUGGAUCAGUGACAGACUAUCCCAGAGUAAUUAAAGAAAAGCUAACACCAUUAUAUGAGCUGGUAAAGGAAGUGCCCUGUUCCUCAGUCAAAAAACAUUACCUAAAACAAGCGAUUGAAGAAUAUAUGGCUGAAAAUGAUCCCUGCAAAUGUCAGCCUUGCCAGAAUGGUGGUGAGGCAGCCGUGGAAGGAACUCAGUGCAUGUGUUACUGCAAGCCUUACACCUUUGGAGCAGCUUGUGAGCUGGGAACUCUCGUGCAAGAUCAGCCAGGUGGUGUUGAUGGACACUGGAGCUGCUGGUCUUCCUGGAGUCCGUGUUCAGGGGGAAGAAAAUCAAGGAGUCGGAGCUGCAACAACCCCUCCCCACAUGGUGGCGGGAAGGCCUGCAUAGGAGAGCAGCAUGAAAGCAGAUCAUGCGAAGAUGAGGAGUUGCAGCAUUUUCGCUUGAUUGAACCGCACUGUUUUGAUUUAUCUGGAACUCCUACAGAGUUCUGUUCACCUCCUCCUCUCUUGGAAAAUGGAUUUGUUCAAAAUGCUGAAAACUUAUACUCUGUUGGGAAAAGCAUUGUUUAUGCUUGCAGACAUGGGUAUUCUCUUGUUGGUGAUCCCAUUGCAAAGUGUGGCAGUAAUUUACAGUGGCAAGUUGGAGACAGAUAUUGCCAGGAAACUGCUUGUCUCCUUCCCGUCCUUGAGGGAGGCUUGCAAGGAGAGCCAUGGAAACCUGUGUAUGAGAUCGGUGAGAGAAUAACUCUGUCUUGUCCACAUGGAAUGCACUUAGAAGGGGCACAUUCCAUUUUGUGUGAGCCCAGUCUCAAGUGGUCUCCUGCCUUGAAGACUAUCCAGUGCAAGAGACCAGUGCCUAGUGUGAAACCAGAAGUGACAGAGCCUAAAUGUCAGCCAUGGGAGAAAAUACAUCAGUCGCAAUGUGUGUGCAAAAUGCCCUAUGAGUGUGGUCCUUCCCUGGACACCUGUGCUACAGAUCAAAGAACCAAGAGAAACACACAUUUAACUGUUUGCAAGAUCCAUGCCUUGGAGUGCAUGGGCAGAAAAUAUUCUCUUACUGAUGCAGAAAACUGCAAAAUACCUCAGGCAGCUGAGACAUCAUGUGGAUUGUGCCGUCCAUGGGAAAAAUGUGAUGCGCAAUCGAACAGCUGUGUUUGUGAUGAAGAUGAGCCAUGCAAGGGUGGAGGCAUCCAGAUCUGUGCUGAAGUGAGUGGCUCUGCUGCCCAUCGGACCAUGACCGAGUGUGAGGCUGGGUGGCUCAGAUGCCAGGGGGAGACUGUCACCCUUGUCAGCAUAAGGCCCUGUGAGCUCUCUCUCCAGACUGGUAAUCUGAAGCUAUGGAUUGGGUGCCUUGCAGUGCUGUGUCAGAAAGCCUUAAUGAGAGGCAAGUAAACAGCCAUUCAGCUGAGGAAAAAGCAGAUAAUCAGCUUUAUUUUCUCCCUGAGUGGGUUUUAACACACAGGUCACAUUGACUGGGACGUGAAGCCUCCAAGACUGCAUUUGACAAGACUUACUUCUGCAUUAGAGACUUGAAAUUCCCAGUUGGUGCCCAGUUAUAUGCAAUCACUUGUGUGUGAUAACUUUUGUUGUCUAAAAAGUAAGGUAUCACCGCAGGAAAACUAAGACUCUCCUAUCAGCUGCUCUAUUUACAUUACGCCUGCAGAAAGAUCUAACAAAAGACGACGACUGUCUUUAUUUCAGCAAGAUCUGAGCAGCAGAGAGCAGCAGAGAGCAGCAGAGACGGAAAGACCCUGGAGACAGGGGUUUAUACCCAGUAAAGAAAAUAUCAUCAGAAGUUUGUACUUGCUGGAAUGUUUAUGACUUCCAGCUAAACGUGCACUCCUUUACCUUUCUGACAGGAUGCCACAAGGGCCGGGGCUACCUGAGGACUCUCAGGGUGGAAAGCAGCAACUGGCAGCCCAAAUGUACACACACAGGGAGCUGGGCAGCCCCUGCACUGGGGAUGGGGAAAGGCCAAGGCCGGGCUGAGACACUGGCUCAUGGGCAGGGAUCCCAAUCAAUGAGGUCCAUGGCCAGGCAGGGAAGGUUCUGAUGGCCUCAGUGGGCUGAAACGGUGUCCUAGUCCAUGGGUAGGGUGAGAAAGCUGCAUGGGGAGCUGGUCUGGACCAUAAGUGUGGCUGAAUGCCCUCAGGUCCUGAUGCUUGAAAUACCUUGUGUGCUCUAGGUAAAUGAUUUCUUGAUGUAAGGAUGAUGCUGGGUGAAAAGUUCUGCUACCCUGCAAAUUAUGGAACUAACAUCUUCCAAAACCAAAAUGGGAAUAUUAGCAUACCUCUCUACAGUAGUUUCUUGUCCUCCUUUAAGCUCAUUUGUGUCAGGCUGAAGACCCCUUGACUCUCAACUUAGGACAGAAGGGGACUUUAGAGAAGAUUAAUAAAAAUUUAAAAAAGAACCAGGCUUCACCUAAAAAGCAACAUGUUAAAAUCAAGUCCCUUCUGCUCUGGGCUUGGUUAUUGCACGUUUUGGAACAACUGGGCCCCAGACUCCAUCGGGUAACGAGCAGAGCAAUCUAGUUAAGUUUUAACUCAUGAAAAAUGCACUAAAGUCAUCCCAUCCUCAUUUUGCCAGUGGCUGGCUGUGUCUCAUGUGGACAGGCUCAUCUCUUCCACCCACAUGUGAAUAACGCUCAAUGGUUUCUGGUUCACAGAGUAUGCAAUGGGAAGAAGCACAGACACCUUAUUUGGGAGCCAGUCUCCAACCCUGAGUUACCUAGGUGCCAAGCCCCACAGCAGCUUUCAUCAUUUGUGGAUAAAGCCGGUUAUUCCUGAAAAGCGGUGAUAUAAAUGGCACUGAUCUGGAAGAGUAUAUAGUGUAUAUAUAUCUAAAUAUUUUAAAUAUAUAUUAAUUUUUAAAAAUAGAAGAGGAAUGAUUAAUCUAAUCCAAUUUUAGACAUCUAUAGCAUAAAUAUUUGCAUAUAGCAUAGUCACUGCCUAGCUCCCUUCACAGUCAACAGGGGAAGACAGGCUCCUUAAGGGCACGACACACCAAGCCUGUUAUUAGAUGUCCACCUAAGAAGACAGAAAGCUUGUCCUCUAAGGACUGUUUCUUUCCUCAACUGACUGAAAGGGUAGCCAAAGAUAAUUAGCCACCUUUUAGUGACAUCUCACUCCCAGCAACCAAAGAAGGAAGACCAUCUUACCCAAAGCCCUCCAUGCCAGGCUACUUCACACCUACCCACACAUGAACACACAGAUCCUUGGGAGCAGGUUGAAAGACCCCUUAGAGUAAAACUGACACCUCUGAGCCAAGGGUUUAUUAAAUCUAGUUAAGUUUUAACUCAUAAACAAUGUUAUUUGCAGCAUGUUUAUCCCAUAACACUCCACCAGCAGAGCUGAGUCAGUUCUACCACAGAUACAGCUGAGGACUCCAUUUUCUGAAACAACUAGCGAAAGCCUACUGCUCAGGGAUCUCUGGGUGAGGAGAAAGGUGAUGUACCUCUUCCUCUACAUACAUAAACUGAAUAUCUUCAGCUGGAGCUACCACGAAUGCCACAAAUACCACAAGUGCUGCUGUUGCUGUUGUAUCCCUGGACUCCCUGGAAUAUAAGCCCAGGAGUGCACUGGACGGCAGUGAGCCCUGCAGGAACCCAGUGGGAAAAAACUGGCCAAGAUUGCCUCUGGUUUAUCAGUCUCUGGAAAAGUGGCACUAGCAAAGGCUCUGGUUCCCAUCUUCUACUGUGCUCACUGCAUCUAGAAUCUUUGCCUUUAAUAGUCAUAGUCAUAUUUUGUACCUAAUUCUUAAAUUGAGAUGUUUCCUCUCACAUAAGAGCUGAAAUAAAGACACCAAGACUCAAAGAAUUAA